CGCGCAGCGGGAGGUGAGAGCAGAGGCGACAGAUCCGACCGACUGCUGUUGGUCCAUGGUUGGUGGGGAGUCCGGCGUGCACGGUGCAUCUAGUUGUACGCCCAAAUACGCGCGGUGCCGUUUAAUGAAGCACACGUGUUACGGUCACAAAGCAACCAAUUGAUCACGUAGGUGCGUACACGCGUGCGGGACUCGUCGGCCGAAGAAUCGAGAUCUCGGCCGCGUAUCUUGAUGUCUGGAGUGGCCGUUCUGCGUUGUCGGCUGUACUUUCAGCAGUAUCUCCGCCGCGAUACUUGUGCUGGUACUUCCGCCGGUACCGCCGGCGGAAGAACGCGUCGUGAUUACCGCUCGGAAAUCGCGAGCGUGCAAUUAAUAGUUAUCUGCAAUUCGGCAUUAUGCAAGAUGGCUCAAGCAUCUAAGCGUCAUGCAAGAUCCAAGAGGAACGAGACUGCAUUGUACGAAUUGUCUCGUGAUACUGCACUGUCUCGAAUUGUGUACGGUAAACGUUGUAUGCGAAGACUCCACAAUGUGUAGUUGAUCGAGCGAUGUCAAUUUCUCGCCAUUGUCAAACUGUGGAUUUUGCUGCGAAUUCUGACACCGCGGACAAAAGGCAGGUGACAGAGAAGGUUAUUGUACAAAGGAUCAUGUUUUGGGAGUUAAUCUUCUGGUCUUACUCAGAAGCGGAUUUAUAUGACGUGCGGUGAGUUACUUGGGGCGAAAAGUCGGGAGAUAAUGAAAAAGAACUUCGAAAGUCUAUAUAGUUUUCUCGGCUUAUGAAACAGCGAAUUAUGUGAGCCUUUCAGGAAACACGAAGGAAAAGACAGUAAAGGCUCUUUGUGUCGGAUUAUGUCCUCCGCGAACAUUCCGGAGUUUGAUUAUGUCAAACUCAUCGAGACUGUGAUUGGGAUUUAGGUGUCUUCUUAAACAAAGUGACUUUUUUUAUUCGUUCAACUGUGUAAAUCUCGUUAACAAAAUCUCGUUAACAAAAUCAGUGCACUAGAUUUGAAAACUAGCAGAAGCAGUUUGCCGAGAGAACAACAUCUCGUCGAUUGAGGAAACAAACGUAGCCAAUGGAAACGAAAAGAAAAAUGUAUGAUUCGCACGAAUUACAAUAAGUAAAUGCACAUGAUAAAUGCGGAGAAAAAGAAAAGGGAGAGACAUCAUUUCACUUGCGAAAACUAUAGCGAUUUGAAUCGCGUUGUUUAAAUGUGGAUCUACACUGGGAAAGACUGUUCUAAGAAGAAAUGAAUUCUAUAAGAUUAUUGUUAGUUUAGCGGGGAUAAUUAUUUCGGUAUAUAACAAUAACGCACACACAUAAUUAUAUCGAUUGCAGUUAUGUAGUGGAAAGUAUUAAAGUGCGCGGUGAACAAUUUGUAAAUUGUUUGUAAAUUUUAUUUGUAAAUCGUGAUUUGUAUUGACAUAUUAAAAUGAGCCGUUAACGUAUAAUGUUACGUUAAUCAAAUAAUAAAAUUUCGCAGUGGACAAAAGUGAAAAAAAUGAGAUCUCGCGACAGACUUUAUUUCGACUUUGAUCCGACGGGCUAGAAUUAAAAGCGCGAAGUGUCAGGGCGACAAUCGGGCCGGGAAUGACGAGGAAACUCGAAGCACCGCCGAAAAUGUGUCAAGUAUCGCCAACUCGAUAAAAGUGCACGUCUUUGGAGAAAUCGACCGUGCCGAAAUCACUUUCCUGUCUAGGGGGACUAAUUGCUUCUGCCCUUUCUUCCCCCGCGGGCUCUGCUAAGAGGUCUACAGUCAGCAAAGGUGGCAGCCCUUCCACGGACAGUCUGGACCUGAUCUCUCACGUCGACUGUUAUCAACAACAAAACAGCCAACAAGAAGAAGAUUACGUUAAUAACAAUUUGAUCAAAAACCUCAUCGCGUCCAGCCCGCAAGAAAGCGUGAUGAAAGAGAAAAGCAAGAACGCGGCGCGAUCGCGCCGUGUUAAGGAGAACCAGGAGUUUUUGGAGUUGGCGAAACUGUUGCCGCUGCCAGCCGCUAUUACAACACAACUGGACAAAGCUAGUAUCAUCAGGCUGACCACGAGUUAUCUGAAGAUGAGAGCCGUUUUUCCGCAUGGUCUUGGUGACGAGUGGGGCGCCGCACCACCACCCAACAAUCCCCUGGAAACCGCGAUCAAGGAGCUAGGCUCUCAUCUUUUACAAACUCUGGAUGGGUUUAUAUUCGUCGUGGCGCCUGACGGAAAAAUUAUGUACAUAAGCGAGACUGCCAGCGUACACUUAGGAUUGUCCCAGGUCGUGGAAUUAACGGGAAACAGCAUAUACGAGUAUAUUUAUCCGGACGAUCGCAAUGAGAUGAUUUCCGUGCUGAGUCUUCCCAAUUCUCCGGAUCAUCGUUAUUCAUAUCCAGAGCCGAAUUCGCGAGGCGAGGUAGAGUUGGAACGUGCCUUUCUUCUUAGGAUGAAGUGCAUUCUAGCCAAGAGGAACGCGGGCCUCGUCACCGAAGGAUACAAGGUCAUACACUGUUCAGGUUAUCUCAAGUGUGUCUUCGAUCGACAAAACGAAUACGAGGAUGGCCUUAUCCGAAAUGUUGGUCUUAUUCGAAAUGUCGGUCUAUUGGCAGUCGGCCAUUCUCUGCCAACCAGUUCCAUAACCGAAAUUAAAUUGCACCACAACAUGUUCAUGUUCCGGGCAUCACUCGACCUGAAGCUCAUAUUUCUCGACGCGAGGGUAGCCCAUUUGACAGGAUACGAUCCGCCGGAUCUUAUCGAAAAGACCCUGUACCACUAUGUACAUGCAGGCGAUGUUUUGCAGCUGCGACACGCUCAUCGAGUUUUAUUGUGCAAGGGUCAAGUGACGACGAGAUACUACAGGUUCCUGACCAAGAACGGCGGAUGGGUAUGGAUGCAAUCGUACGUGACGAUCGUGCACAAUUCAAGGAGCUCGCGGCCACACUGCAUCGUCUCCGUCAACUACGUGUUAACGGCCACCGAGAGUACGGGCUUGAUUCUCAACUGCGAGCAAAAGUUGUCCUGCUCGAGUCCUGGGAAUCCGCCGAGCGCGCCCCUCUCGACGCCCGCGGUCGGCGCGAACGAUCUGGACAAUCACAGCCCGAGUCCACCUUCCUAUCGCGGUAGUAGGACGAAGGAGCCGCCUGAUACCGAUUAUGCCGACAGUACCGGAUAUCCCAACUCGGAUUAUAUCGCGGGUACAACGAAUCACAAUCACUACCUGUCAUCGUCGCCAUACGCACCACCUCACAGUGUAGACGGAACGCCUCAUGAAGAAUCUUAUUAUUCGGAUAUGUUCUACCAUUAUGGUGAUCUCAAUCAAGAUCCAGUCAACAAUCUCCAACAUCAGCAAGAGGCACACCAGCAUCUCUUGCACCAUACGUCCCCUCUGACAACUAUUCAGCACGGAACACAGAAUAACCAGCACAAACCACGACAACAUUCUCAGCAUUUGUUGCAUCAUGCGACCUCUCUCACUACCCUCGAGCAGCAACAGCAGCAUAGUCCCCAGAGCGGCCAACAGAAACGACCUUACUCGACAUCCUCAAGUUCCUGCGGGAGCAGCGACGGCCUCGAAUCGCACUUUGCGAAUUCCAUGAAUUUGAUACCUUCAUCGGGUUAUCAUUCGUCACAUCAGCAUCAUCACCACAUGUCAGACUUGAACGAGACGAGCGGCGUCAUUAUGUAUCCGAACUGCGGCUUCAAUAACAACGAUAGCUACAACGCCGCAGCGCUUCAACAUCACGAGAGCUAUCAGAGCCAGCCUCACAACAGCAACGGUGAUGGCAACGCCACGAUCAAACAUUCUCAUCAUCAACUGGAGGCCUCGUCGUCAGCCGCUGGUUAUACCAGCGUUAUCGUCGACUCGCAGCAGUACAGUCCUAACACCAUUCAAGACCUCCAUGCGCAUCAGACACCGGCAAGCGGCGGCACGCCGCCGCUGCAUCAUCAGCAUCAUUAUGAGACGCAUCAUCAGUUUGUUCGCUGACACCAAUUCGAGGUGCCCUGUGCGUAGCAUUUUGACGCUCGUGACGAUGGCGCAUGCGGGCAUCAUCAGCAUCAUCAUCAUCAUCAUCAUUGCAAUCAUCAUCAGCAACGAGGGAAGCAUCAUUGCCCAAUGUCGGAAUGCAGCAGAGGACAGUGCGAUGAGCAACGUGUGGAUGGCGGAACUUAUGCUGCCUCGGAGCCUCGCGUCACCUACGUCGCGCCCUACAAGCGAUUCUCGAAGAUGGAGGAAAGGAGCGUCGUGACGUUAAGAAGCAACUUGUAAUUGUCGACUCGCUGACUCGCAGACGGUAAUACAAAUUCUACUGUUUGGGCUUGUUCUGUUCGACGUCCAUGCAUAUUGCACAGUAAUUAUGAUCCAUUCGUUCUUUUCAUCCUCAAUUCUCGCGGUCUCUCGCUUGAUAGAAGCGGCGGGACAUCGUCCAAGAUUUAUUUCUCGUGUUGUAACGAAUUUUUUUCUCGUGUUGUAACAGUUGCAGAAAGCCGAGUUACGGUAUUUCAAAAAAUCGGCAUUUCAAUAAUUGGACCGUGCUUCGCAGGUGCAACCUGGAAACGUGUAAUCAAUUCUGUCCAUAAUUCCAUGUCGCGCAUGUUAUUCCUUUGCUCGUAUUAUACUCGCGAUAGAAUCUCGAUGCGACCUUACCGAUUAUAGGAACAAUGAAAUCUUUGUCAAUCUUUUUGUCCCCAUUUGAUAUCUAUAUGUUUAUUUUUGUUGCGUAUUAUUGUAUUGAAAAGGAACAAGAGGUUCGAUAGAACAACAUCGAUCGUAGCGAUGCCCAUAAUGCAUGGAACCGAUUCUAACAUUGAUGACCAAAAGCGCAACUUUGAUGAUAUAGGCAAAGAUUAGCUACGGGAUCGCACAAUAUUAAAUGUCAGCAGAAAUGACACGAAUGAUCGUUUACACGUCGUAAAAACUACUGCGAGUGGUAGUAAUAUUUAUCAAUCUUUACGUAUGUGAUAUCACUCUUAUCGAGAGGCGACGGUAAUUAUUAUUCGGCGAUAUUACAGCCAUCACAGUCGAAUACUUGGCCGAUCGAUACCGGCCGUUACGAGUACCAUUAAUCACAUAGGAAGAUGUAACGAACAUUCUACGAACAUGCACUGGACGCAAGUUCUUUGAGAACUUUUGCAAAGAUUGAUUAAAAUGAGAGAAUUUUACGGAUGCACGCGAAGAUGACGUAUAAAUUGUUUCAACUGUUUCAAAUGUUGACAAAACGAAAGUUGAAGGUACAUGAAAGGGUGACUAUCUGAAAACUUUGAAAUAAAAUUUGAUUACAGUCUUCUAAUGGAGUACAAGGAAAGUCGCAACACUUUCUUUUCAAUGAAUAUAUUUUACAAUGCAUCCGUAUCCAUCAAAAUCUGUUUUUUAGUGAUACUCAGAAGAUAAGUUUUCUAAUUAGAUGUCGAAUACGUUUUGAAGUUUAUCGAGAUAAAAAUAUUGGCAACUUUUGUUCCACUAAUGCUUGUUUCCAAUCGAUCAAUGUCGAUUAAACCUUAAUCUGAGUUUAAAUUUUUGUCUGAAUAGAAUUUAAGUUCAGGUUAAGGUGUUAAGGUUUAAUUGACCUUGUAAAAACGGGCAUAACUAUAUAUUUUGUGGACAUUGGAAAUAGUAAUUUUGUGUUCACUUUUUCAGUCGUACGCGUAGUUUUUGUGUUAAAAUAUAAGCGCCGGUGAAGCUAUCGGCGCUGAUGCUGUACAUACCGAUAAAGCGAGAGAUUUCUUUUCGGACGUAUACAUGAUGUAAAUACGCUAAACGUUUCUAUAAGUUGUUUUCUAAUUAAUUAAUAUAAUGAAAUGUAUAUAAUUAGAGAGAAGAGGGAGGAUUUAUGAUCCGCAAAGACUGACCAGUGCUCGUACCAAUCGACCAAAGAAAUACGCCCUUUUUAUCGGAGAGAAGACUAGUACCGUUAUAUUUUUAUUCUCGCUUAUUUAAUGAGCAAACAGCACUGUUGGAAAAAAUACUGUUGGGAUGUGUAAACGUUGUAAAUAAAAUCGUGUAGCGGGAGCCUUGGUAUACUUCGAUUGUCGCGAGAUAUUUUACUACCGAAUAGAGAAAUUGGUCAUAAUAUAAUCUAUCAUGUAUAAACUACUAUGUACACAUAUACGAACACAAAAAUGCACGUGCGCGCGCGUACACACACGCACACACACACACACACACACACACACACACACACACACACACACAC
This is a messenger RNA of Odontomachus brunneus, 6161 nucleotides long. It is a transcript of the gene sim, whose product is annotated as single-minded homolog 2. Lineage: Eukaryota; Metazoa; Arthropoda; Insecta; Hymenoptera; Formicidae. The record is from RefSeq and is a predicted model, not a curated record. Gene Ontology annotation, cellular component: nucleus; cytoplasm; transcription regulator complex. Gene Ontology annotation, molecular function: RNA polymerase II transcription regulatory region sequence-specific DNA binding; DNA-binding transcription factor activity, RNA polymerase II-specific; protein dimerization activity. Gene Ontology annotation, biological process: regulation of transcription by RNA polymerase II. The transcript is spliced from 9 exons. The coding region runs from base 1901 to 3955 and encodes 684 amino acids.